Molecule: messenger RNA, 2117 nt
Organism: Jaculus jaculus (lesser Egyptian jerboa)
Lineage: Eukaryota; Metazoa; Chordata; Mammalia; Rodentia; Dipodidae
Gene: Tigd3
Product: tigger transposable element derived 3
Exons: 2
Coding region: 297-1757 (486 amino acids)
Cellular component (GO): nucleus
Molecular function (GO): DNA binding
Source: RefSeq, a predicted model, not a curated record
ACCAGCUUUGUGAAGCUUAGGGCUUGCGUCCAUAUUCUUUCACCAUGUUUCCAGUGUAGUGGGUCUGGGGUCAGAUUCACCAGUCCUACACAAAUACAAUAAAAGAGGCAUUUAUUUCUAGCCAGGACUACACUUGGAGCUGGAAACUCAAGAAUGCAGCCCCGAGUUCACUCUGGUCAAGGGUUAUAAAGAGUAUACAUCACAUUGUUAAACAAGGCUACAUGACAAUAGUCACAAGCCGAACCUAGUUUAAAAAGCGGAGAAAAAAAUGAUUAACGGUUAUUUCACUCAAGAAGAUGGCCUGGUAUCAUCCUGCAUACCAAAGGUGUCCUGAAGGAACCAUGGAGCUGAAUAGCAAGAAGAAGCUUCAUGCCUUGUCCCUAGCCGAGAAGAUCCAGGUGCUGGAACUCCUGGAUGAGUCCAAGAUGUCCCAGUCAGAAGUGGCCCGGCGCUUUCAGGUCUCCCAGCCUCAGAUCUCACGCAUCUGCAAGAAUAAGGAAAAACUGCUGGCAGACUGGUGCAGUGGCACAGCCAACCGCGAGCGCAAGCGUAAGCGAGAAUCCAAGUACAGUGGGAUCGAUGAGGCUCUACUCUGCUGGUACCACAUUGCCAGGGCCAAGGCCUGGGAUGUGACAGGGCCUAUGCUGCUCCACAAGGCCAAGGAGCUGGCUGAUGUCAUGGGUCAGGAUUUUGUGCCCAGCAUCGGUUGGCUGGUCCGCUGGAAACGCCGGAACAACGUAGGCUUUGGAGCUCGCCACGUGCUCGUCUCUACAUUCCCCCCUGAACUACGGCCCCCAGGGCUUCCAUCACAGGCUCAGCCACCCCUUUCCCUUAAAAAUUUCUCCCCAGAAGAUGUUUUUGGCUGUGCUGAGGUGCCCUUGAUGUAUCGGGCAGUGCCCAACAGGGCAUUUGCAUGUGAUAGGGUGCAGGUGCUACUGUGUGCCAAUAGCAGGGGUACAGAAAAGCGGCGGGUACUGGUGAGUGGACUCCAGGCUGCCUCAAGAUGCUUCUUUGGAGUCAGCAGCGAGGCACUACCUGCCUCCUACUACCCAGACCUAGGCACCCCCUGGUCAGAAUGGCUGGCACAGUUUGACCAGGACAUGGCACAGCAGGGACGACAGGUAGCCUUGCUGCUAUCUGCUGGAGUGGUAGAAGAGUGGGCCAGCCCUCCUGGACUUCACCAUGUGCAACUCUUGCCUCUGUCCGCUUCCAGCACCACACCUUCCUUGCCUAGCUCUGUUGUCUGGGCCUUUAAGGCUCAUUACCGGCACCGUCUUCUGGGCAAGUUGGCUGCCAUGCAGAGCAGGAGGGAGGGCACCUUGCUGGCUGAGGCUGGGGCUGGCAUCACAGUGCUGGAUGCUCUGCAUAUGGUGGCAGCAGCCUGGGCCAAGGUACCUCCUCAGCUCAUUUUGAACAGCUUCGUUCACGAAGGGCUUGCUCCAGGCAAAACGCCACUGCCCCUGGACAAAGACUCUGAGAUGCCACCAGUUCCCAGUGGGCUGAGUCCAGAGGAAUUUUUCCGCUUUGUGGACUUGGAGGGUAGGGAGGCCAAACCUGGAGUGUGCAAAGAGGAGAAAGGCACUGAAGAUGAGGAAGGAAGUGGACAAGAGGGCUUCGAGCCCCUCCCUACCAAAACUGAUGCCCUGCGGGCCCUGGGCACCUUGAGGAGGUGGUUUGAAUGCAAUGGCACCUCCUCGGAGUUCUUUGAGAAAUUCUAUGACUGUGAGGCAGAGGUGGAGCGGCUCUGCUGCCUGUGAGGGCUCCUGGGUUGCUGCCACAGGCCCUCUGCUGUUUCCCAUGGAAACGCCUCUCUAGAAGGCAGACCAACUCUUUCCUGUGGAAACAGUACGUAAAAGGUGUAGAGGGAGGAAAAUGGUGACACCAGGUCUAAGGUCAGAGUGAAUAUCAUCCAAGCCUAAGAAGAAGCAGCCUUGAGAUUAGGGUUCUGGGAUCUGUAGCUUCUAAACCCUGGUAAAGUUCAAGAGUAUUGCGGAGGGAGUUAGUCCAGAGAGGCUGGGACCUGGGAAGGUGAACUUGGGCUUGAUGAUGGUGGCUGCAUCCUUUGAAUUGUGUCAAAAGCAGUUCUGCUCCUGGAAAUAAAAUGUUUAAAGGGGAAA